AUGCGAUUCAUAAGUCAUUUUCCAGAUAUGACGAGCUCAACAGCUGUAAACCCCUCAACGCUGCUACCGCUGGAGUUAGUGGAUAAAUGCAUAGGUUCACGUAUUUGGGUUAUCAUGAAAGGUGAAAAAGAAAUUGUUGGAACAUUGAUGGGCUUUGAUGAUUAUGUUAAUAUGGUUUUGGAAGAUGUUGUUGAAUAUGAGAAUACUGUUGAUGGUAAAAGAGUUACCAAGUUGGAUACAAUUUUGUUGAAUGGAAAUCACAUAACCAUGCUCGUUCCUGGCGGCGAAGGACCUGAAGUUUAG
Messenger RNA from Enterobius vermicularis (human pinworm), 303 nucleotides. The record is from the annotation of a GenBank genome assembly. Lineage: Eukaryota; Metazoa; Nematoda; Chromadorea; Rhabditida; Oxyuridae.